AUGCGAAUCGUGAAUAAAGACAAGGGUACGGCACACGCUGCUGCCUUCCGAUCUGGAAAAAGAGCCUUCUGCGACGACAGUGUCGUGGCUGUUGUCAUCUCCUAUCGUCAGUUGGCUGGCAGCGGCGCGUCCGAUGAGUUUCGAUGCGAGCCUUGCAACAAAAUCCUGACCUCCCUAACGCGGUUGAGGCGGCACAUACAGAACGUGCACACCAAGCCCAGCAAGGAACCGAUCUGUACCAUCUGCAAGCGGGUAUACUCGAGCCUGAACAGCCUGCGGAACCACAAGAGCAUCUAUCAUCGGCAACACAGCAAGCAGGAGCAGCAACGGAAGGAGAUGGAACAGGUGCGCGAACGGGAGAGGGAACAGAUGCGCGAACGGGCGAGAGAGCAGAGAGAACACACGGACAGAGUAAAUUCUCAACAGGAGCAACAACAGCAACCUCAGCAACAACAGCAUCAGGAUCAACAGCAGCACCAGCAGCACCAGCAGCAGUCACGAUUGGGAUAA
Messenger RNA from Habropoda laboriosa, 510 nucleotides. RefSeq names its product putative cyclin-dependent serine/threonine-protein kinase DDB_G0272797/DDB_G0274007. The record is from RefSeq and is a predicted model, not a curated record. The transcript is spliced from 2 exons. The coding region runs from base 1 to 510 and encodes 169 amino acids. NCBI's taxonomy places the organism in Eukaryota, Metazoa, Arthropoda, Insecta, Hymenoptera, Apidae.